Bradysia coprophila is the source of this 1638-nucleotide messenger RNA. Its product is annotated as protein kinase shaggy-like. Gene Ontology annotation, biological process: positive regulation of proteasomal ubiquitin-dependent protein catabolic process; cell differentiation; peptidyl-threonine phosphorylation. Gene Ontology annotation, cellular component: cytoplasm; cytosol; nucleus. Gene Ontology annotation, molecular function: protein serine/threonine kinase activity; ATP binding. Lineage: Eukaryota; Metazoa; Arthropoda; Insecta; Diptera; Sciaridae. The record is from RefSeq and is a predicted model, not a curated record.
CAGCGCGGAUUAUCAGAUUAUUUUAGAGAAGAAAUAGCCGUAGAAAUUCCUAACAAAAAUCUAUUUUGAUUGAGAAACACCAAUUGCUUCUGUACGAACAGUUUGCCGUGGAACAGUUGAUCAAGAUUUGCUUGUGUUGUAAUUUGUGGUGGAGUAGUCUUAUCCAGAAUUCAUUAAAUUCCAUAAUUGUGUCCAAUAGCGAGAUGAGCGGACGGCCUAGGACAACCUCAUUUGCUGAGAGUAAUAAGCGACCACCCAAUCCUGUACCUGGCGCCAUGAAAAUAACAAGUAAAGAUGGCUCAAAAAUAACAACCGUAGUCGCAACUCCACGACUAGAAUCAGAUAGAGUUCAGGAAGUAUCUUAUACGGAUACAAGGAUCAUUGGCAAUGGAAGCUUUGGUGUGGUCUACCAGGCAAAAUUAUGUGACACUGGCGAAUCGGUGGCAAUAAAAAAAGUUAAACAAGAUAAACGGUUUAAGAAUCGAGAACUGGAAAUAAUGAGACGGUUGGAGCAUUGCAAUAUUGUCGGUCUAAAAUAUUUCUUCUAUUCGAGCGGGGAAAAGAAAGACGAAGUUUAUUUAAAUUUAAUGCUCGAAUUCAUGCCAGAAACAGUUUACAAAGUGGAACGUCAAUACGCUAAAAGUAAACAAACGAUGCCAAUCAAUUUCAUCAGGCUCUACAUGUAUCAGUUGUUCAGCAGUUUAGCCUACAUUCAUCAAUUGGGUAUAUGCCAUCGCGAUAUUAAACCACAGAACCUGCUUUUGGAUCCGGAAAGCGCCGUCCUGAAAUUAUGCGAUUUUGGUAGUGCUAAGCAAUUGCAACCUGGUGAACCAAAUGUUUCCUAUAUUUGCUCAAGGUUUUAUCGAGCACCUGAACUGAUUUUCGGUGCCAUCAAUUAUACGACAAAAAUUGAUAUUUGGAGUUCCGGUUGUGUUCUGGCUGAACUAUUACUCGGCCAACCAAUAUUUCCUGGUGAUUCUGGCAUAGAUCAGCUUGUUGAAAUAAUUAAAGUGUUGGGUACACCCACACGUGAACAAAUCAACGGAAUGAAUCCGAACUACACCGAAGUUAAGUUUCCACAAAUCAAAAGCCACCCAUGGCAAAAGGUAUUUCGUGCGCGUACACCACCAGAAGCAACUUUACUAGUCUCUAAACUUCUUGAAUACACACCGAGCGCAAGAAUAACACCACUGGAAGCUUGUGCUCAUCCAUUUUUCGAUGAUUUAAAGGAACGUAAUCAAAGACUUCCGAAUGGACGAGAACUGCCGCCAUUGGUUAAUUUUUCUGAUCAAAAACAAGGGGAAACAACAACCGAAACUGCAAUAAGUGGAGGCGGUGUUUCAUCACCCGCAGUCGCAACUACAAGCACAUCAUCAGGACCAUCGACUGGUGAAGAAGCGAGUGGUGAGUGUAGUUCAAAAAGAAUGAGUUGAUUCGAUGAUGUCGACAGUCGCCGUAUAUAUACAAUCAUGGACGCAACCAACAUACAAAUUUUUAAAAUUAAAAGUGUUCAUUUUCCUCCUUAGAGUAACUACUCUUAGUUUUCCUCUCACCAUUUACGACAAAUGUUAAAUGUAAUUUAAAUUCUUUGAAUUUCCUCAGCAAUAAAUUAAAGAGUUGUGUAUCACUUGUUUCGCA